UCCUACUUGCGUUGUUCAAUCCGAAUUGAGGGCUCCUGUUAAAGCCAUGUGCUAUUGACAUGGGUCUAUUUUCAAUUCAUGGAUCCUCGAAGGCCCAGGGACUGGGUCUUCUGGUUUGUCUCCUAUUACUCGCAAUCCAAAUUGGUCACAUUGAGGCCUCAUCUUCUUUAGUUGGAUCAUCUCAAUCGAAGGCAGCUUUGAUCCCGAGCCUCAAAGAUCAAAAGCUCCAAGUGUUCCAAUCCGAGCGAAAUGAGGAAGAGAAAAUCGAGUAUGAGGUCUUUCAUGUGGAAUUUGAUCGCGUCAAACUGCCAUUUGUGAUUUCCUUAUGGAUCUUGGUCUCAACCAUGACCAAGAUUGCGUUCCAUAUGGUUCCCAAAUUGGACACCCAUAUACCGGAAUCUUGCAUGCUUAUCGUGGUGGGAAUUGUGGUGGGGAUCGUUUUGUUUUAUGUGGGUGAUACCGUGCCCGUAUUCAUGUCGCCAGACACAUUCUUCCUCUACCUACUGCCCCCCAUUAUUCUGGAAGCUGGAUAUCUCAUGCCUAAUCGAUUGUUCUUCGAUCAUCUGGGAACGAUCUUGCUAAUGGCCGUGAUUGGAACCAUUUUUAACAUGCUCACCAUUGGGGGCUCAAUUUAUGGCUUGGGAUUGACGGGAAUCUAUGGGGACAACCCACCGGGGAUCUUGGAGACGUUUUUGUUUGCCUCGCUAAUCGUGGCUGUGGAUCCAGUGGCGGUAUUGGCCACGUUCAAAGAGAUCAAAGUCGAUGAUAUCCUAAAUAUUGUGGUUUUUGGCGAGUCAUUGCUGAACGAUGCCGUCACAGUUGUACUCUAUCAUAUGUUCGAGGCCUAUGUGGACAUUGGCGAGGAGAAUAUCGAGACCACAGAUGUCUUCAAAGGAGUGGCGAGUUUCAUUGUCGUGGCUGGCGGUGGAACAUUGAUUGGAAUCAUUUACGGGUUUCUAACGGCCUUCGUCACACGAUUCAGCAGAUUCUCUCACAUUCUCGAGCCUUUGGUAGUGGUGGCUGCCGGUUACAUGUCUUACUUGACAGCUGAAAUCUUUCACAUGUCUGGCAUUUUAGCUUUGACGUUCUGCGGAAUCACCAUGAAGAAUUACGUCGAGCGUAAUAUCAAUGAUGAGUCCUCGACUGUCCUACACGGCGUCAUCGAAAUGUUGGCCAACUCGGCCGAAACCAUCAUUUUCGUUUUUCUGGGAGUUGCUGCUGUUACCGCGGACCAUGAAUGGAACUGGAUCUUUGUAGUGACCACUAUUGUCUUGUGCACAAUUUUUAGAAUUCUAGGUGUGCUGCUUCUGGCAGCCUUGGCCAAUCGGUUCCGUCUUCAUAAAUUAAAGCCGGUAGAUCAAUUUGUCAUGAUGUACGGAGGAUUAAGGGGAGCCGUGGCUUUUGCCCUGGUUCUACUAAUCGAUAAGAAAAAAGUUCCAUCGGCUCCUUUGUUCGUUACCACGACCUUGGCCGUGAUCUAUUGGACCGUGUUUGCUCAAGGCAUCACUUUCAAGCCUCUGGUCAAGUUCCUGAAGGUCAAAUCCAGCACGGCCAAGGCGCCCACGAUGAAUGAGAGAAUGGCCGGGCGAAUGAUGGACUUCGUGGUUUGGGGAAUUGAAGGCGUUUGGGGAGAACGGAGCACGAUUAGAUUUCGCGAGUCAUACCGCGAUUGGGAUCGCAAAUACAUUAUGCCCAUCAUGCACAGUGACAAACAACUCAAGGAUCCCAAGAUCUUCGAGACCUUCUCGCGCUUAGCUCGACUCGAGGCCCUGGAAGGCAAAGGAUUUGGUUACGGCCAUCAUCGGCACGCCUAUCCCAAAGACGAAUCAUCAGAUGAUUCUGCAGGCGAAGACGAUAACAAUGUUCAAUUUACCGUGGAACCUCAGCUGAACCAGUCCGAAAUGCUCCAAAAACUUGAUGACGAAAUGAUGAUUCCGGGUGAAAGGCCUCGUCGAGACUCGUUUGUUCACACUUUUGAUAACCAACUCACAUUGGACAAAAACUCCAAGUGGAUUGCUUCCGAGGCCAAACGCCGCUUGAGUGAGGCCAGUGCCCUGA
Messenger RNA from Tigriopus californicus, 2058 nucleotides. RefSeq names its product sodium/hydrogen exchanger 3-like. Gene Ontology annotation, biological process: proton transmembrane transport; regulation of pH; sodium ion transport. Gene Ontology annotation, molecular function: sodium:proton antiporter activity. The record is from RefSeq and is a predicted model, not a curated record. NCBI's taxonomy places the organism in Eukaryota, Metazoa, Arthropoda, Copepoda, Harpacticoida, Harpacticidae. Gene Ontology annotation, cellular component: membrane.